UGAAAUUGACGUAAGUUCCUAAUGGAUUCCAUUGCCCAAAGUAAUGCUUCCAUCUCCGCAUGUAGAGGAGAUAGACUAGCCCGAACAUUCCUUGCCCCCAUCAACCCUUCAAAACUUUCUAAAGUACUAAACCACCCCUGCCCGGAGAAACCGCUAUCCUCUUUCCAGGAACCAUUAGUGAAGCACCGUCUUCCUUGGAUUAACGGUAAUGCCAAAACCUCUGCAUGUGGCCCUGCCGAAAAGAUUUAUCAUUAUGUAAUUAACCAUAAAUUAACUUUAAUAAUAAAAUUAUCAUUAUCUAUUGUUUCUUUUAUUAAAAUUAAACUUAUGAAAUAUUAAGAUAAGUCAAUGUAUAUAUUGAUCAAUUAAACCAAUAAAAUAUUAUCAUUAUCUCUAUUUCAUUUUUUUAAGUUUUCUUCUAAAUUAUCAUUGAACUUUCUUUUUUAUUUAUUUUGUUCUUACUUGGAUUGUGUGUGUUUCAGUUUUUUUUUUGGUUCAAAAAUACAAAGUAGAUUAAGAGAGAUCAAAAGUUUACAUUCUUACUUUACGUUAUUGUGUGGAGUAUUUGAUAUGUAAUUAUGCUUUUACGGUCUCAUAGUUUUAUAGCUUUUCUUUGUGUUAAGGAGACGUAGAUCGAAAUAAAAAUCGAAGAAAACUAAAAUGAUUAAGAAUGUAAAGAAUAAGUUAUCAUGAUGUUUAAAUCAUAUUACAUAUAUUAAUAAUUAUUAGUAAAACGAUAAUGUCCGUGCGGGCAAAAUAUCUAAUUUAUAUUAAUAAAAGAGUUUAAAUGACAAUUCCACAUUUUUUUAAUAUUUAAAUCAGUAUUGAUAUCAGUCCAAGGAAAACAAAAAGAACGUUCAUCAAAAGAAGCUGAGGGUAUAGUAAUUAAGACUGACCCAAACCGGUGGUUUGAAAAUUGUCUCAUCAUAUGCAAGAUUUAGCAUGAUGUUUACAGAAGGUGAGUUCGAGUCCAUAUGCAACAGAAAAGAUGUCGAUUCUACACUCUGUUUUGAGGUUUUAAAACCAAAUCCAAAGUUGUCGAUUCUACACUCUGAUCAACUAUACGUCUCGAAACGUUUCUGAUACGUUGAAGCAAUUAAAGUUGUAUGAAUCCAACACGACGGAUUGGCAGACGAUCAGAUUAUGCAAAGAGAUGUAUGAAAGCUCUCUUUAUCGUGAUGACGUUGUUCUAAAAGCUUUGGCAGCCAAGGAUUAUGACACCGUAAACAUUAAUGCCGGAGCUGCCUCGGACAAUAUGAUUUCGUGCAAUGAGGAAUUGUCAACGUUAAAGCCAGUACCACAAUCCUUGAUCACAAAGAAUACUGUCAUAGAAAAUCUGUCUAACAUUGUUUUAACGAUUCUUGAAUGUUUCAUAAGAAAAGAAAGUAGAUUAUGCAGUCAUUAGCCUAACUAAUGAUAUUGUUUGGUCUUUUUCUAUAAGCUUUUUCAUUCAAAUUGUUUUUCUUAGCUUGUUAUGCUUUAAUCUUUUUUUUUUUAAUAUUAGAGAACAAGCAACAGAGAGAGAGAGGCAUUAUUAAUUCAUCAGAAAACUUGACCCAAUACAACAAUCAUUUAAUUACACUAUCCUUCUCAUGACCCUAAAACCCAUAAUCAAAAUGAAUCAACACGACUUAAAGUGGCUACUCCACAACCAGAAACAUAUCGCUAGAAUCCAGAAAAUCGUCAAAAUCAAUGCGAGAGAGAACUCACAUUCACGCCGGAAAUGUUUAUAGUCGCUAGCUUGCGGCGACGAAUCGGAGUCGGAGUGCUGCCAUCAUCGAAUCCACCAAAAAAUUCAACUCAUUUUAGCUAAAUCGAAAGCAGUGGUGGCGGGUCAGGAUAUAGUAAUUAAGACCGACCCAAACCGGUGGUUUGAACAUUGAAUUGGCUAAUUAGAAUUUUCCGAUUUGGACCGGGUCUUUUUUAAGUUUACGCAAAAAAAUAAAGGGAAAACAAUAAUUUAACCACAAGUUUUUUUUUUGUAACUUAAAAUGAGCUUUGGGACAUUCGAACCUGAGAACCACUACCAGCAUUUAAUCACAAGUUUAGGAAGAAUUUUGUGUGAUACUUUCCAAAUUUGUGAGUGUUCCAAAGAAAUAACUUUCUAAAUUUGUGUUAUUUUUAUUUCCUUUACCAUUAAUGUAAUUCUGCAAAUUUUCACAAGUUUCACAUAAUUUUGCUAUUUAAUUAUGGCACAUUAUAUAUUAGCAUCUACGGCAAAAAGGAAACAAAAUCUGUGAAAAUGUAUAUAUUUUUAAUUCGUUUCACAAAAAAAUGGAAACUUUUAAGUCGGUCGACCUUAUAUAAAUCCUCAUAAGUUGUCCCACUUUUUUCGUGACCCUAUCAAAAAAUAAGUUAGAAGAAAAAAGAUGGUUGCAUACAUCAAAAAUAACUUCUUUUUGGUUUUUAUGAUUGUUUUACUUCUUGUUGUUUCAUCAUAUGCAAGACUUAGUAUGAUGGUUACAAAAGGUGAGGUCGAGUCCAUUUGCAAUAAAAAAGAUGUCGAUUCUACACUCUGUUUUGAGGUUCUAAAACCAAAUCCUACAAUUGCAAAGUUGGAUUUUACUGGUCUCGCCAACUUUUUGAUCAAUUAUACGUCUCGAAACAUUUCGGAUGUAUUGAAGGAAAUAAAGUUGUAUGAAAGCAACACGACGGAUUUGCAGACAAUCAAACUAUGCGAAGAGUUGUAUGACCUUUCUCUUUUUUCGGAUGAUCAUGCUCUGAAAGCUUUGGCAGCCAAGAAUUACGACAGCGUAAACUUUAAAGUCGGAGGUACAUUGGAAAACAUCGUUACGUGCAAUGAGGAAUUGUCAACAAUGAAACCGGUGCCACAAUCCUUGAUCGCAAAGAAUAAUGUUAUAAAAAAUCUAUCUGGUAUUGUUUUAACUAUUCUCGAAUGUUUCAUAAGAAAAGGUAGUAGAUUAUGUAGUCAUUAGCCUAACUAAGGAUAUUGUUUGGUCUUUUUCUACAAGUCUUUUCAUUCAAAUUGUUUUUCUUAGCUUGUUAUGCUUUAAUCAUUAUUUAUUUAUAUUAAUAAAAUAGUUUUAAGUGACAAUUCCAUUUUUUAAUAUUUAAAUCAGUAUUAACAUCAAUAAAGGAAAACAAAAAGAACAUUCACCGAAAUGUGGUGGCGGCUGAGGAUAUAGCAAUCAAGACGGACUGAUGGUUUGGACAUUGAGUCGGUUAAUCCGAAUUUUCCAAUUUGGACCGGGUCUUUUUUAAGUUUAAGCAGAAUUUUGGGUGAUACUUUCCAUAUCUGUGUUAUUUUUAUUUCCUUUACCAUUAUUGUAAAUUUGCAAAUUUUCACAAGUUUCACAUAAAUUUGCUAUUUAAUUAAGGCAUACUAUCUAUUAGCAUCUACAGCAGCAAAGGAAAGAAAAUCAAAGAAAAUCUGUGUAUCUGAACAGUUUGUUCUCUUCUCAUUAAGCCACAUAGGCAUCCACCUAGAUAAGUCAAUCUCUGCAGCGGUGACACGUGUUGAGUUUUGUCGAAACUCAUCGUUUCAUUAAAAUAAGAGAAUGCGAGUAGAUCUUCUUUGAUAUUUUCUUUUUCCUUUCUAAAAUCCUAAGCGUUUCACCUCCUACGGUUUCCAGAUUGAUAGUGAACUUUAAUAAUCAUCAAUAGAAACGUUCCCUUCAAUCACAUGUCCUAAAUUCACAUCUAAUCCCUUUCAAGCUUUCUCUAUCGUCAUGAGAUUCAAAGCUUUUAGUAAAAAGUUGGAUUCAUAAGAUUCCUUAGUCCGACGUCACCGUCGCUCCAACAAAUGAAGCCUCUGCCAGCCUCAGUCGUAAAUGGAAGUGGAAUCAAGGUUGAUUCAGAACGCUGUGCUGAUUGCAGUCAGUUGAUUGGAUUGAAGGAAAGACAUCUCUUUGCAAAUCGAAAUUAGAUGCCACCAACUUUGGCUUCAAGCUCUAUAACCACAGCUGGUGGUCCGCCUGCUCUAACUCCUGCACCACCUUCCAAACUGAUGUUCAGACCCGAGUUCUACCAAAAGCAGGAAGAAGUGACGCUAUCAAUUUUCUCCAAAGCAUAACGUAAAAAGUCGAGUUUGAUGACCAGAUUGUUAUGUUUUCCAGUUGAUGUUUCUCAUUUUGCUGGAGAAGAAGCUUAUCUUUCCUAACCAAGUUUGUUUGGGAAGAUAGUACGUGAAGUGCAUAUAUACAGUUUUUGGAACCAAAUGUUGAGAUCUGUCUCGCAAAAGCUGAGAUAGUAACUUGGGCAUCCCUUGAAUAUGGAAAAGGGAUAGCUCUUCUGCCUAGACCUAAUCUCGCAUCAGUUUUUUUAAAACAGCGAAGUCUUUAUUUCUGCUUACUUUUUCGCUUUGUUUUAAUCUAUUCAUAACAGCCGUGUGUGCCGUGAUACAGGACUCGGUGGACGUUGUGUUUAUGAGAAGAACUGAUGAAUUCCAAGCUAUGAAGAGACACAACAAUGUACUGUUGCAUCAUGCAUGGACGGUUAAUAGAUCAAAAGAUUCUGGAUGGAAAUACUGAGGUUGCUCCUGUUGCAACUCGAGUCCAUGUAAAUGGAUUGAAGGAAGGAUUGAGAGGACUGUUUCCAUUGACUAAAACAAGCCACUGAUUGUUGUGACAAGCAGUUGGAGGCAGGAAAAGAAGACUAGGAAGAUGCACAUCUCCUUCUGUGAGACACCUUCCAAUGCCAAGACGACUCUGGAAAAUCGACAGACACUGGUCACUUGAUCGACAAGCUUCAUGGUUUAGGAAGUUUUAGACCACCGAGUACUACUGCACUGUCUUUGCUGCUUCUUAACAUCUUGAUUUCAUCAAGAACAUGGUUAGUGGUACCUCCCAGGAUGAUUGUGCUGUUUUUAUCAUUGACUCCACCAUUGGUGGUUUCGAAGUUGGUAUCUCUAAGGAUGGACAGACCCAUGAGCACACUCUCCUUGCUUCACCCUUGAUGUCAAGUAAAUGAUUUUUUUUCUGUAACAAGAUGAAUGCAACUACCCCCAUAUACUCCAAGGGUAAGUACAAUGAGAUUAUCAGGGAGGUGUUUUCUUACUUAAAGAAGUUUGGAUACGACACUUGAAAAAUUUCAAUCGUCCCCAUCUCUGCUUUUGAGGAUGACAACAUGAUUGAGACGUCCACCAACCUUGACUGGUAUAAUGGACCAACUCUCCUUGAGGUUUUUGACCAGAUCAACGAGCCCAAGCGGCCCUCAGAUAAGCCCCUCCGUCUUCCACUCCAGGAUGUUUAAGGGUUGUAUUGGAAUGGUGCCAGUGGGUCGUGUGGAGCCUGGGUAUGGUUGUCACCUCUGCACUCUGGCCAGCGUGUUGGAUAUGAUCAGAGACAGAUGUAUUAAUAUACAAAAGCAGAUAAAAUGAGCAGAGAGUCAUGCGUUUGUGGAGCAACUCUAUGGAUGAGAGCACUUUACUUUAGAAAAGGAGGCCACGAUGGAUCUGUAUUUGUACAGCUUCAUGGAAUGCAUAAGGAGCAUCUUUUGGACAUCACUUUUCCAAACAUCCUUCACUUGCAAGUAAAUGACGGUCAAAAUAUCUUUAAUCAAGAUUUGUGCUCACAAAAAAUUAUAUGUAUUUAUUAAAGGUUUACAAGUGCUUUCAGUAUUGUAACUGUGAUUGGUCAUAUACGUUCUCUUCUGGGGAAGUUAGGAGAGGUACUUAGAACUAAAAGAGGAAGAGGAUGUAUUAUUAUAUUAAGGCUCCCAAGAAUAAAGAUACAAUACUUUGAUCCAACCCAAUAAAAAGAAACAUGAUUUUGGUAAUGAUAGUCUUAGUAGUUGUGUUAUCCAAUAUUGUUUGUUCUCAAUUACGUACGAGUAGUAAGUUUAUGUUCACUUUUGGAGAAUAACAUAUCAUAUGGUAUAACAUUUUUGUCUGGAAAAAAAUUCAAGGGGGAAAGGUUUGGCUAAAAAAUUUAGUCUAUAGAUAUUCAUAUACUAUAGAAAAACUACAAGAACAACUGACAAUUUGAGUAGUUAAUUUUUUUGGUUUAACUGGUUUAGUUUCUAGACAAGACCUUUUGAUUGUAUAGUUUCAACCUUCUCAGUUCUCACACUUUUUGAAUAUAAUGUUAUCCCUUAAGACUUCAUUUGGAAGGCUUAAUAUUUAUUUAAAUUAUAUUUAAGGAAAUAUAGGAAAUUGAUAUAUACAAAAAAUUCAUUUGUCGGCGACUCAUGUAAUUUCAAACGGAUUGUGUUUGUUAGAAUUACAAUUUUUAAAUGAAAACAAACAUCAUCUAUGAACAAUCAAUUUGCCUGGAAAACAUAUAUUACUAUUUCGUUCACAUUACAAAAACAAAAUGAUGAGUUCAAAUACAAAUAUUGGCAAAAAAUAAUAAAAUAUACAGGCGACGUAAUUUUUUCAUCAAAUUUCAUUUGAUAUUGAAAUAGUUUUUAUCUAUGUUUUCAGUCUUUCAACCAAUAAAUAUUAAAAUAAAUAAAUUAUUAACAAUAAUUUUGUGAAUAUAUGGAUGAACAUUAGAUGAUACUAAUAUUGGUUAAGAAAAAAAAUAAUUUAAGGAAAAUAUCUAUGUUUUUACUAAAUUUAGAAUUUUGUGUCUUGAAAUGAUACAUCAGUUUUUAUUACUAAUUUAAUAUUUUUUUAUAAAAGAUAUAUUUUACCAUAUCAAAUGCACUUAAAUUGGGAAAAUAACCUUUUUGUAUAAUAUUUUAUUCUAUCAUUAUUAAUAACUGUAUUUCAGUUUAAUUUUAGUAUAUCAUAUAAGGUGAAGAAUGUGUAUAUUGCAUAGAUUUAUUAGCCUAGAAUUUAAUAUGAUUCAAAAUGUUUGUUGAAAUAAAACAAAAACAAUUGAAUCACAACUAAUUUUAGUUAAUUAUACAUUCACCUUCUUAUUGUGUACCAUCCAAAAUAUGCUUUGUGUUAUUUUAUUUUAUUUUGACUAAAGGCUUAGGCUUUGUGUUAUUGUAACAACCAAUUUUGAAUUCUAAUCUUCUAACUUCAUUUUAUAAUAUAUUUUUAUAAAAUAUGUGCAUUACUUUUUCAAAUAAAAAAAAUUAAAAUUAAAUUUAAAAUUUAUGAAACUUAGACUAAUAUAUUUUUAUAAGGAAUUUUUAGUGUAUUUAAAUCAUUAAACUUAAAAAAUAUUUUUUUAUUUUAACCAUUGUAUGUCUCUGUUUCGAAAAGGAGAUACAUCUUUUAAUGAUUAUAUUAAAUAGACCAUAUUUACUAUAAUAGUAAGAAAACAUGUUACAAUCGUAAGAAAUAUUUAUGAAAACUAAUAAUAUAUUAAUAAAACAGGAUUUGAUAAAUAAACAAUAAAAAAAUACAUGUAUAACAAAAUUAAAUAUACAAUGAAUAUAUUUGUUCAUUCUACUAAUCAUUUUAUAUAUACUUUCCAAUAAAAAUGAAUACAAAAUUUAGAUUUGCCUAAGACAAAAAACAAUGAAUAAUUUAAAAUUAUUUUGUAAUUAUCUACCUACUUAUAUUUUUAUGAAAGAUUAUAUCAUUUUAUUUUAAAAUAAACAUACUAAAUAUAUAAUUAAAAUUAAAAUUCAAACAAAAAACCCGGGCGUAGCCCGGACCCGAUCCUAGUAUGUAUAUAUUUAAUUCGUUUCUACAAAAAAAUGGAACUUUUUAAGUUAGCCGACCUUUAUAAAUUCUCAUAAGUUGCCCAACUUUUUUUGACGCAAGAAAAUAAGUUAGAAGAAAAAAUGGUUGCACACAUCCAAAAGAACCUUUUUUUUUUAUGAUUGUUUACUUCUUGUUGUCUCAUCAUACGUAAGAUUUAGCAUGAUGGUUACAGAAGGUGAGACCGAGUCCAUAUGCAACAUAAAAGAUGUCGAUUCUACACUCUGUUUUGAGGUUCUAAAACCAAACCCAAAGUUGGAUUUUACUGGCCUCGCCAACUUUUUGACCAAUUAUACGUUUCGGAUACGUUGAAGCAAUUAAAGUUGCAUGAAGGCAACAUGACGGAUUGGCAAACGAUCAAAUUAUGCAAAGAGAUUAUGAAAGCUCUCUUUAUCGUGAUAACCUUGCUCUAAAAGCUUUGGCAGCCAAGGAUUAUGACACCGUAAACAUUAAUGCCGGAGCUGCCUCGGACAAUAUGAUUUCGUGCAAUGAGGAAUUGUCAACGUUAAAGCCAGUACCACAAUCCUUGAUCACAAAGAAUACUGUCAUAGAAAAUCAAAGCGACCUCGAACCCUAACAACGAAGCUCGUUCUCGUCGACCUCGCCGGCUGCAGCUUUGCUGGUUGGUCCCAGCUUUCACAUCCUUGCCGUCUACUACUCAUCUCUCCCUCUCUAUCAAUUUCUCUGCCAUGGCCUCUCCGAACUCCACCUUGCCGUCUCCGUCGAGUAACAGUGGCAAGCUUCAAGAUCAUCUUCUUCUGACCUCAGGAGCUUCAUCGGCAAAGUCUAAUGGUGCUACGGGCUCUGAAUCCUUGCUCCACCAAGAGACCAACUCAGCUACUCUGGCCUCUGUCUCUCCUCCUUUGUCUCCGUCUCCAUCUGUUGAAACCAGCGGUACACUUGUUUCUCUGCCAGUUCUCAAUGCACAAGCAGCUCCACUGGUUUACAAGUGUGACUCACAAGCACCUGUAGAAGCCAGUGACAUUCAAGCACCCCAUCAUGUGCCUGCUCCUCCACUGAUUGCUACCCAAGCUCCUCUUUCUCAGUUUGUGCCUUCUUUGGGUUCAUGGGCUAAACCACUCAUCUUUAAGCCCUCCGUUACUCCUCCUGACCCAAGUACUCCAAGAGGUUACGACCCUAACCUUGUGGGAAAUCAACUUGCUGCUCUUUGGCCAACUCUUAAUGAUGAAAUCUUGAACAAGCAACACAAGAGCAAGCAUCCUACUCGCUCCCUGCAGAUUCCGAUAGAGAAAAUGCCACUUCCGGAGCUUAAAGCUGAUGGCACUCUCCGCUUCCCAUGGGCUGCAAGAUUGGGUCUCAAAUCACGCAAUCUGUAUCGGGCAGCUUCACCUACCUACCAGCUCGAUGGUACACCUGAGGUAUCAAUCCCUUCUAAAGUCCUUAAAUUAGGACCCGAGAACAAGGAUGAAUAUGUUAUUGGAAAAUUUCAUAAAUGUUCUUUACCUCCGGGUGGCCUAGUACAUGCUGUAGUCAAUAGACUCUGGGGAAGAAGCUGUAAGAUUUCUUGUAAGAAGCUCAAUGAUUCAUCGUAUAUGUUUCAUAUCCCACAUCAACCUACUCGUCAAUGGAUUAUUCAAAGAGGAGUAUGGCAUAUUGACAAUUGCUUGCUUUUUGUGUUGCCGUACACUCCAGAGGGUUCAUUCAAAAUUCCGGAAUUUUCAACUCUUCCGGUAUGGGUGACUUUGAAGGACAUUCCCGAUUGCUGCUACUCUAGAUUGGGUAUUAGUCAUGUUGCCUCUGGUCUCGGUGAGCCCAUCUUAACACAUAAACCUUGUCUAGAUCCUACCAACAUGGGUGAAGCCAAAGUAUUGGUGGAAAUGGAAUUGGAUAAGGACUUUCCAAAGCUUAUAGCUCUUGAUGAUAAACAAGGAAAUAUUUUUCUAGUUAAGGUUGACUAUACUUGGAUCCCUACUACAUGUGAGAGGUGUGGGUGUUUAGGCCACAAAGAGAAGAGGUGCCUUCAGCCUCCCAAAGUUCCAGAAAAUUCUACCUUGCCGUCAAAUUCAGUGGCUAUUAGUGCGGAUGUACCUGUUGUGGAUAUUGAUAUAAUUAGUCAUCAAAAUAAGAAUGAUGCCCCAUCCACUUCAACAUUUCAACAAAAAGAGCUCACUCACCAAAAAACCACCACUUCUAAAGUUGCUCCAAGCUCAGGUUCGGAUUUUGUUACUAAUCAUGAACCACUGUUUGUUUCCUCAGAUGUUUCUACGGAAAGCCAAGUUGCACCUGCCGCAUCGCCAAGCUUGAUCACUUCUACAGCCAUCUUAGCAGAUGUUCUAUCUGCUCAUGCUGCCACUACAACACCCAUUAUGGAAUCUGUUCCAUCAAACAAUAUCAUCAAGGAGGUCCAAAAAACCUCGGUUGUUGACCCUGUAACCACAACACCUAACGCUAAUUCAUUCGAGAGUCCUUCUUGUUUCUCUGUGCUAGGUGACGUAGACGAAGCUGAGAUAGAGCCGAUGGGCUCUCUCAGCUUGACAAGAGGUGGGAGAGAAACAAAACCUCCCAUCAAAUACCAAGAUUUGGAAUGGAAGACAUUACAAGGGAGAGGAAAACAUGGUCCGCGUGGCCGUGGAUCCAAACGCUAGCUACUGUCUUUUAUCUCAUAGUUGGUUUUGCUAAUUACUACCUAAGAAGUUUUUUAGGUAUAAGAUUUUAACUAUCAUGAUGUGCUCAUGCAAGCUUUAUCUCGCUAUAGGGUUUUAUCACUCUAUCAUGUAAACCUUUUAUGCUAUUUAAAUUUGAAAG
This is a messenger RNA of Brassica napus (rape), 10327 nucleotides long. RefSeq lists its product as uncharacterized. The record is from RefSeq and is a predicted model, not a curated record. The coding region runs from base 8251 to 10167 and encodes 638 amino acids. NCBI's taxonomy places the organism in Eukaryota, Viridiplantae, Streptophyta, Magnoliopsida, Brassicales, Brassicaceae. The transcript is spliced from 9 exons.